GAUUUUUUGACUCAGCCUGGUGCAAGAAACAUAAAGUUACAAAGCCUUAAUGAAAACUAUUUUUUGGGUUAAUGCUAAGGUAGAUAAAAUAGACAAGCACGAGAUAAUAGGCAUGCCUAUCUUAUCACUAACUUAGCCUGGUAAAAAUGAGGUCUGAGUUUCAUUUUGAGCAGCCUUUUAACACAAGGUAUGUAAAAGUUGACAACCAACUGGCCCCCGAAGAAAAUCUAUAUGUUUUUCUGGCCCGGCACUUAAAAUAAUUAAGAUCCCCUGUUCUAAGGUAUUGUAGCUCUCUUUCUUCUGAGCAUUAAUGCCCAGGGCAUUAUUGUCAACGACAUAUUCAGUGCUUUUUGCUAUGAAUCUGAAAUUUCGCCUUAGCUCUCCCACUUUCCAACUUGCAUCUUUCUGAAGGCACAGUGGAAAGGGAAGUUGCUUGCAACCGGUAUAUCCAGAGCACUUUCUAAAGCCACUUUCCAAACUUAGAAUCAUUCGGUAAUAAUGACACUACAUUUUGUUUGCUGCGCUUAUCGGAGGAAGCAAGUGAUAUGAUUGUAAAUAGCCAAUGAAAUGCGGUCACUUAUUCAUGAGGUGCCGGUAAUAUUGGUGGCCGGUUGUGGAGAUACAUUCCUAUCAGGCCUGGACUGAAUUGAACACCAGCGACAGUUUGACCUGUGUUGACGGAAUAGAAAGCUGAUCGUGUAAAUAAAGAUGGAGGACAGCAAACAAACAAUAAAUCGUUAUACAUUGUAGCGUUUUAUUAUUUUUUUUAUAAAGACGAAGUAGUUUGCCAGUCGUGUUCGUAAGUUCCUAAAUUUCCCUGGAAAUUACAAAUAUUCUCCUAAUGCAAGAAACAAAAUAAAUGAGUUAAGAACAGCAUGACUUCUACAAUGGUGAUCAAGUUGUUAGUGAUUUUGCAUGUUAGUGCAAUUUCACUAACUAACGGCCUUUUAACGGAAUCAGCUUCGUUUAGCAACAGAUCAAAGAUCCAUAUAACUGUUGAUGUUGAUUCCAAAGAUGCUAAAAUUACCAAAGAUGUUUCACAUGGUAUGUCCAAAAACGAGAUAAAGAUUGAUGACAAAAACGACAAUGUUGACGACGAUGAUGCUGAUGACGAUGAUAAUGAUGAUAACGAGGUUGACAAUGAUGAUAAUGAGGUUGAGCAUGACAGAAAAAAGGAAGAAGGCCAUGAUAAACACAGUUUUAGAAAAGAUAACAAAAUUAAACCAAAACACAGAGAUGCUAAAAGCGUAACAUCAUGGUCAAUGAAACAUAAGAAAAAUAAUAAAAGCGAGACAAAGAUCAAAAGAAAGAGUAAAAAAGGAAAAAAGGCAUCAAAGAAAAAAAGUAAAACAGACAAGAAGAGGAAAAAAGACAAGCAAAAGAAGAAGAAAGACAAGAAGGGGAAGUCUAAAUCUGGAGCAAAGAAAGGAAAUAAGCAUAAAGAGCAGGAAAGAAAGAAGAAAGGCGGGAGAAGGAAAGGCAAGAAAAAGAAAGAAAAGUAUGUUCCAAAUCCAGAAGGAAGCCCAAAUCCACAUAAUCUGAAAAUACCUUUAACUUUUAUGAGAGAAGAUAUUCGUAAUGAAACGAAGGAAAACAAGACUAAUAAUGAACAGUCUAAUAACGUUUCAUUGGUUAACGGAGACGAGCCAAAAUCAGACGGCGUUGACACAAGUAAAAGUGGCGCCACUGCACCAGAAAACAGUCCUAAUUUUGCGAAUGACUCGGACAAGAAAGCAGCGAACAAGAUAAGGGAUCUUACAAAGCAAAUUGUGAUAGCAACAUUGAAGCAAGUUAAGGAAAUGUCUGGGAAUAAAACCAGUGUAAACGGCACCCAAGUGCAGAAUAAUCUUAAACCUACAAACCCAUUAUUAGAGAGAAUGGAAGGGUAGCUUUACUGGGAGUGUCAUUUUGCAAUAUUCUACACACCAAGCAAAUGGUGCAGUGCAUCUGUAGCAGCUGAAGAAAGGAAACAAGCAAAUAGCUGUAAUACAAAUGGCUCCUGGUAGUUAGCACGAAAGUUGGAUAGAAGGACAGAUGUAUGACGGACAGACCUGAAGAAACUGCGAUGAUUGUCGCUGAACUUAAUAUCAAUUACAAUCAGGCAAGAAUAAUGAAUAAUUCACUUAUUAAAGCUAAAGUUGCAUGUAUUUAAAACAAAUUUGGAAUAUGUCAAUUUUAUAAGGUUAUUGCACACUUAA
Rhopilema esculentum is the source of this 2198-nucleotide messenger RNA. RefSeq lists its product as uncharacterized. The record is from RefSeq and is a predicted model, not a curated record. Lineage: Eukaryota; Metazoa; Cnidaria; Scyphozoa; Rhizostomeae; Rhizostomatidae.